Messenger RNA from Macroventuria anomochaeta, 2127 nucleotides. RefSeq names its product MFS general substrate transporter. Gene Ontology annotation, molecular function: transmembrane transporter activity. The record is from RefSeq and is a predicted model, not a curated record. The transcript is spliced from 8 exons. NCBI's taxonomy places the organism in Eukaryota, Fungi, Ascomycota, Dothideomycetes, Pleosporales, Didymellaceae. Gene Ontology annotation, biological process: transmembrane transport. Bases 122 to 1969 code for a protein of 615 amino acids.
AGUCAAGCUUCUCCUCUUUACCGAAUCACUUACACCUCGCUUCACCAUUUGCUUGUCAUGUUCGUUUUUUUCUCCAUUGGAUUCCAAUUGUUGCCAAGCUUGAACGUCAUCACCCUGGACAAUGGAGUCCGCGGAUUUGGAACGGACUUAUUCCCGCGAUCAACAGCAACAGCGGCUAAACGAUGGCUUUCACGUCACAACACCAGUGGCACUUGUGAGAAGUACGACUUCCCGAAGCGUGAAGAGUGCUCGAAGUCAAGGAAGAUCGGGAAGUCAACAUACAGAAGGGUCUUGUGUCACUCGAUUGAGGGACGUCGAGAAAGAGGUGGACUCGUCGUCUGACCUGGAGACAGGAAAUGGAGAUGAUAUUGAAGAAAUGGUCUCACCACCACCCUCAAGCACAACUUCAAGAGCAGGCUCACGUUCGAAUGAAUCUAAUGCUUCUCAUGGAGAACCGACCGCCAAAAAGAUAAUCCGGUUCAAGGAUGGUGACCCUGACAAUCCAGACAACUGGCGGCAGAUUAAGAAGCUUUACGCGCUUUUCGUGGCUAUCAUGAGUGUGACGAACAGCACAAUUGGCUCAUCACUACCAGCUGGAGCCACUGGACCCAUUUCGCAGCACUUCCAUGAGACGAACGAAUACAAGCUCAUCCUGCCUACCUCCAUAUAUCUCAUCGGCUAUGUCUGUGGACCUAUGAUCUGGGGACCGCUUUCCGAGUCCUACGGUCGCAAGCCAGUGAUGAUAAUAUCUUUCGCCAUAUUCACCAUCUUCUCCAUCACCUCGGCCGUGUCACCGAAUUUCACUGCCCUCGUCAUCUUCAGACUACUCGUUGGCAUCGGAGGCAGCUGUGCGAUAAGCGUCGUUGGCGGGAUAUGCGCGGACAUCUAUCACGAUACAAAAAGUCGAGGACGGAGUAUGGCUGGUUUCAUGGCUGCGACUACGUUUGGACCGAUUCUAGGACCGCCAAUCUCCGGGUACAUCUCAGUCGCCUCAUGGGCUUGGGGCUUCUGGGUGGGAGCUAUUCUGGCUGGAGUCACAUGGCCGCUAUUCAUCUUCUUGCCUGAAACGUACGGGCCGGUGAUCCUGAAGCACCGCGCGCAGAAGUUGCGUAAGGAGACAGGCGAUGAGAGCAUCAUUGCGCCCAUCGAGCUGGAGAAGACGGACUUCAACCACAUUGUGACUGUGAUCUUGACAAGGCCUCUGCGUAUGCUUUGCUUCGAACCGCUGGUACUGUUUACCUGCUUGUACUUGAGCUAUGCAUACGCCAUCUUCUACAUCUACCUACAAUCCUACCCCAUAAUCUUCACCGGCAUCUACGCCUUCACCCCUGGCGAACAAGGCCUCACCUUCCUCCCCAUCGGCGUCGGCGCCAUGAUCUCAGCCUGCUUCUACCUGACAUGGGACUGGUAUCUGACGCGCGCGCAAAAGCUCUCCAAACCCUGGUCCCGCAACGAGGAAAUGGUUCGCUUGCCGCUGGCCUGCAUCGCGGGACCUUUCUUCGUCAUCUCGAGUUUCUGGCUCGGAUGGACGGCUAGAGAAGACGUGCAUUGGAUGGUGCCCACGUGUGCUGGUGUGCUGUUUGGAAUGGGGUAUUUGUGUCUUUUUAUGGCGCUGCUGAAUUAUCUCGUCGACGCAUACGAAGUAUUUGCUGCAAGUGCGAUGGCUGCUGCAUCGCUCUCGCGAUCGUCGUUUGGUGCCGUACUGCCGUUUGCAACGAGGCCUAUGUAUAGAGCGCUGGGCGUGGCGUGGGCGACAAGCUUGUUGGGUUUCCUGGCAGUCGCGUUGUGUGUUGUGCCCUUUGCGUUUCUGAAGUGGGGUGGUCGGAUGAGGGAGCGGUCGAAGUUCUGCCAAUAUCUUAGGAUGAAGAAGAGGGAAGAGGAAGAGGCGUUGCACAAGGAGAGGGAAGGUGCGAAAAAGCUGGAAGUCAAGGUUGGCCCGGAUGAGGUGAAGGGCAAGGAGGAGGUAUAGCUAGACUUGGGUCGCAUUGUGCAAUUCUGCCGCUUGACAUGAUGCCCUUGAGUCAGAAAUCUCCCUUUGCCUCUUGUCUAUUCUCUUCUUCACCUCACCGUCCCCCUCGCCACAAUUUCCCUCGAUCCUCGCAACCACACUCUCGCUAUCAACUCAAG